AUGAAUGACCUGGUCCGAGACCUACCUCGCAAACCGCUAUCGCUGAGCCUCGUGUUCGCCUAUGAGGGCCUGUUGCGCACAACCCUACCACCGGCGGCGUCAAGUCAGAUUGCAGAAUUCAGACAAAUGCCGUCGACAAUGCGAGUAAAGAUCAUCCAUGGCCUGCUAAACCCUAGCCAGCCGCGUUCGAGAUCAGUAUCCGUCGUAACGAAAUGCGCAGGCCCAGCAGGGUUGGCGGAGGGUUUUCCCUAUUGCCCUCGUCCUGAUUGGACUCUGGCCCCAACCAAGGGUUGCUGCAGCGGAUCAGGGCGGGGGGCCGGGGGUGGUCGUUUCCGUACAGGAACCCCUCAUCGAAUCAUCGAAACCCCUCAACUCUUUUGCGUCUUGACGUCCCACGAACGGCUAUCUCCGCCUUGUUUCCCACCCCUCUUUCUCUCCUUAAACAGGCCUCAGGAGGUCAACGGCCCACCGAAUUCCUGGCUCGUCUUUUCUGCUCGUCUGCCGGGUGCAUGCCUGUCCCGUCUCUGCCUCCGCACCGAGUACCCCCAGUGCCCCCUAGAAAACGAUUGGCAGGCCCCUGUUGACGUCGCUACAAUAUCGCAGUACAGAAUUAGGUACGAACAGCAACCCAUGGUAUUGAUGCCGACUUACACUGUAAUCUGA
Messenger RNA from Colletotrichum lupini, 663 nucleotides. RefSeq lists its product as uncharacterized. The coding region runs from base 1 to 663 and encodes 220 amino acids. The record is from RefSeq and is a predicted model, not a curated record. Lineage: Eukaryota; Fungi; Ascomycota; Sordariomycetes; Glomerellales; Glomerellaceae. The transcript is spliced from 4 exons.